UAGUUACGCUCGUGUACAGAAAAAUACCUAUAAACUUAAUUAUGCAAUUGAAAAAUUAUCCAUAAAACAUGGAUGAUUGUUUUCUGUGACCUUGACGGAAAAUUUUAUAACUGGCAUAUGGUGGAAAACAUUAGGCGGGCCUAUAAAAAAGUCGUAAAAUACCGCAGGGCAUAUUGGUCAUAUAUAAUACCACAAAGCUGAAAUAUUUAGCUAUUAAUUUGAUAUUUGUUGACCAAGAAGAAUAAUUAGUUACAAGAAUAACCAUGGACUUACAUAUCGCGUUCUGUUGUUUAAUAUUCGUGCAUUUAGUUGAUGCGAAGACAAAUGUUACUAACUCGGAUACAAAGAAGCCGAAUACAACUGUUUUGGAAGAUGGAGCUGGAAAUAAGAAGACGAAAAAUCAAAGCAAUUUAUUCAUAAACUUUAACAACUUGGAAGCUCACGUACAACCUCUGCCCGAGCUGAAGGAAAAGUUACCUCGGCUGGCUGUAUACACAUCACUCUUCCAAGGUGCGAGGCACGAAGAUGACGAGAGAGUGUUUAGGAAGAGGUUUGACUUUGAAGCCCAGCCUGAAGGCCAGAAAAUCAUCACUAAAGGACUGUUUGAUUGCCUACUGACGUACUUGGCACUAGAGUCGACCGUAGGAAUUCCCGUGCUGCUGAGAGGAGGCGUCGGUUACAGGCACUUUACGGCAGUGGUCAGGUCAAAACCGUACAAAGAAUUGAAAGGACAAGUAAGAGCCUACUGUCGGAAAAACAACGUGGAAAAACAAACAGCAGUCGAAAUGGAUAAACCACAAGCAAAAAGAAGGAGGUUCUAUUUCGGAGACCGUCUAAACGAAGAUAAUGAUUCGUCUUCAUAGCAUUGCUAAAAUUGGUACCUAGUUUAAAAUUACUGGUUGUCUAUGAGAUUAAUUAAAUACACCUAUGUAUUAGGUACAGACUGCCGUUCUGAAGUUGGCUGCUUUAGCUUAGUGACUUUGUAACA
Molecule: messenger RNA, 988 nt
Organism: Helicoverpa armigera (cotton bollworm)
Lineage: Eukaryota; Metazoa; Arthropoda; Insecta; Lepidoptera; Noctuidae
Exons: 3
Coding region: 264-863 (199 amino acids)
Source: RefSeq, a predicted model, not a curated record